Molecule: messenger RNA, 555 nt
Organism: Meleagris gallopavo (turkey)
Lineage: Eukaryota; Metazoa; Chordata; Aves; Galliformes; Phasianidae
Source: RefSeq, a predicted model, not a curated record
AUGGCGGCGGCCGCUUUCAUCCCCCGGCCCCGCGCAUUACCAUACGCGCUGCUCCAAAGGCGCAAUUUGAAUGCGGAGGGCCCGGCCGAGCAGCACCGACCCCGCGAGGGGAACGCCGCAGCCCGAGGGCAGCGCCGGGCACAGGGCCGGGGGAGGGGUGGGGAGGGCACACGGUCGUGGCUCUCCGCAGGGGGUUCCUACGUGGUGGAGCCGGAGGAGAACAAGAGGACGCGGACGGCCUACACGAGAGCGCAGCUUCUGGAGCUGGAGAAGGAGUUUCUCUUCAACAAGUACAUCUCCCGGCCUCGGCGGGUGGAGCUGGCCGUCAUGCUGAACCUGACCGAGAGACAUAUCAAGAUCUGGUUCCAGAACCGGCGGAUGAAAUGGAAGAAAGAAGAAGACAAAAAGAGGGGGACGGCCAACAGCGCUGAUCCCGAACAGGACUGCGUGGUGUCCUCGGGGAAGCUGCAGGGCAAAGAGGAUCUGCAGCCGUGACCGCGGACUCCAGCAACCCCUCCAGCUCGGCCUCGGCUUCGCCCCCGGACAACGGAGGGA